This is a messenger RNA of Haliotis rufescens (red abalone), 2999 nucleotides long. RefSeq names its product SKI family transcriptional corepressor 1-like. Gene Ontology annotation, cellular component: nucleus; transcription regulator complex. The transcript has 9 exons. Bases 425 to 2428 code for a protein of 667 amino acids. The record is from RefSeq and is a predicted model, not a curated record. Gene Ontology annotation, molecular function: SMAD binding; DNA-binding transcription factor activity, RNA polymerase II-specific; RNA polymerase II cis-regulatory region sequence-specific DNA binding. Gene Ontology annotation, biological process: negative regulation of BMP signaling pathway; negative regulation of transcription by RNA polymerase II. NCBI's taxonomy places the organism in Eukaryota, Metazoa, Mollusca, Gastropoda, Lepetellida, Haliotidae.
GUGGUAAUUACGAUCGAUGCGGGCUUAAUCACGCCCCCUACCGGAGCUGCGGGAAGUCUUUUGUAAUCAUAAUAUUCCCUUGGUUGACUGGAGCUGUCAAUGAGCCAGCCAGUAGCUGGCAUAAACAAAAUAAGACUGGCGCUUGCCAUAUGCUUGUAGCAUUGCCGGUGCAUUAUUAAUUAUGUGGCGAUGGUUAUAAGGAUAACUAGUAGUACGGUUAUUUCUUCUUGAAUUAAAGCAGUCACUCCCAGACGUGUCACAAUAGCGGCAGUAGACAGACUAAGGUGUGAGCUCUCGUCAGAGACAAUCUCCUAACAACUUACCUGUAUUUUGGGAUCACACAUCUGUGAGGUUUUCGCCUAGAACAGUGGGGAAUGUGCAAGCACUGUUAACUUUCUACAUAUUCUGACAUUAAAUUUGAAGGAUGAGCGAACCGACAGAAUUCUCGGAAGAAAACAAUGUCAGUGCGGGGUCGCCCACCAGCAAGGCGGAAGACACCCCGAGGCCACAGAGCGCUGAAAAUGAGGCCGGCCCCAUGUCCCCAGCGUCCAGUUGCGCCAGUCCCCCGGCCCCGAUCAAAGUCUCAACCAGCCGCACCCCCAUCAACAACAGCCUCCACUACCCGCGCCAGAACCAUGUCAGCAACGUCAUGCUGGUAGGCAUCCCAAUAGUAUCUCUGUACAUUGAUGGCAAAGAGCGUCUAUGUCUUGCCCAGAUUUCCAACACCCACCUCAAGAGUUAUUCAUACAAUGAGAUUCACAACCGCCGUGUGGCCUUGGGCAUUACUUGUGUGCAGUGUACCCCAGUUCAGCUCGAGAUCCUCCGAAGGGCUGGGGCUAUGCCGGUGUCAUCUCGUCGCUGUGGCAUGAUCACCAAGAGAGAGGCUGAGAGACUUGUCAAGUCCUUCUUGGAGGACAACACCCCGCCCAAGCUGCCGGAAGACUUCAGCUUUGAUGUGCAACAUGAUUGUGGUUGGGGAUGCCGUGGCUUCUUCGAGCCAUCGCGCUAUAACAGCUCCCGUGCAAAGUGCAUCAAAUGUAGAUUCUGUAAUAUAUAUUUCUCCCCAAAUAAAUUCAUAUUUCAUUUUCAUCGUGCACCUGACGCCAAGUACAAUCACCCGGAUGCAGCAAACUUCAACUCGUGGAGGCGUCACUUGAAGCUGACGGAGGGAGCUGCUGACGAUACAACGUUUCUGUGGGAAGACGUCAAAGCCAUGUUCAAUGGCGGGAGCCGCAAACGUGUUCUCUCGGCCUCCCUGGCGAGUGCGUCCUCCAGUAACUCUGCAACCAAAAAGGCAAAGAUGCCCACAGACACUUCGUACAUGGCGGCCAAACCGUACACUAACCAGUAUCAGUCAUUCGGCAUGUUCUCUCCCCACAGUAAGCAAUACCAAUAUGGCCCUGUGAACAAUUCCUACGGGUAUUCCCAACCAGCCCAUAACAAGGAAUCUAGUGAGCCUCACAAGUCAGUCAUGUCCCCAGCUCCCUGGGCGGCACAAAACAAUGUUGGUUUUCCCUCUUAUGAUUUGUUUUGGGCGAAUACUCUUGCUUUAUCACGAUCUGGGGCAAUACGGAAUGGGUACUAUUCCAACAUGUCCAAACACAUGCUAACAGACUCUUAUGCACGCGCAGCUGGACAAUCGGAUAAGAAACUUUCAAAAGAUGAAGAAAUGAAUGACAACAAGGCCCACACUGAUCGACUCUCAGCUUUCAGACCUGUAGGUCGUACUGCGCAUGUGCAAUCAGGUGACCAAUCAGGAUCCGAGCGAGCGGAGAGCUGUGCGAGUCCCGAUGAUGAAGAGAAUGAGGAGAUUGACGUCACGUAUGACACCGAUGAUGAUGAACAUUUGAGUGGAUCAGAUGAUGACGUCACAAAGACAGAUUGUGACAUCUCCAAAGAUGCGUGUGAUGACGUGGCAACGGGGGAAAGUCAGGAAAUCACAGAGGACAAACCAGAGAAUGUUGAUCCCCAAAAGGUAGAACAAGAAGAAACAAACAAUAAUAAAGGAGAGGCGCAGGCUGUGAUCGAAGACGGUGCCGAGAGGACAAUGGCUGACUCAGGUAUGUCAGAUCAAUCUGACUGUGAGACUGAGAAGGAGAUGGUUAAUUUCACUAAAGAAGAGCUUUAUGAGUAUUGGAAGAAAGAAACAGACAACCGCAGGAGAGUAGAGAAGGAAGUGUCUGCCAUGAGAGAGACGUACAGUGAGCAAGUCAGUCGGGAGAAGUCGUACCGAGACGAGAUGGCGCACCAGCUUCAGGUUGUCAGAGAUACUCUCACCACGGAAUUGGAGCAGGAAAGGAAGGUUCGCUUCGCACUCCAGCAGAAACUGAAAGAGGCGCACGAUGCCCUCCACAGUUUCUCCUGCAAGAUGCUCGCAUCCCGACAGUGCGACGAGUGCACGUACAAGGAGUCCCCUUUGCCCCGCUAACAACCCCCUUGUCUGACGGGGACGGCUGGAACAUCACCUACAUCGUCCUCGCAGGUUACUACAACUAUCUGAUUCAACGCCUGACCAUCAGCAUUUUUAAUCAGCUGAUGUGGACAACCCCUUUCCGCAUCCUGUGUUAAUAGCGACUACGGACAACGGUGCUUUCAGCCAGUGUGUGUCCGAUGUUAUUUAAUCAUGUAUGACCACGGGAUCACAUGCAAGCCUCUAAUAACGCACAUAUGUAGUUUCGUCUUUCUUGUAAUGCAUAAAGUUUAAUGCGAUAGCAGGAUAGCCCACACCGAUUGCGUUAUGUGACGAUAAAUCUUAUUAAUAUCGAUGUUAUUUGUACAUAGCCCCUGUAUAAGUGCUAUAACGUCGUCCCAUGUAUAUUAUGUCAUAUUUAUUGUAAAUGUUAAUAUAUUACUAAUGUACAUAUAGCUGUUGUAGCUGUUGUAAGCAUGUCAGGUUGCUCUGGUGUACAUACGAUCGGAGGAGGCGCUCUUGUAACAGACAAUCUUUGUUGAUGUAAAAUGAAUAGAUUUAAUAAAUACUUAACCUAUAUACAAUCCAA